Molecule: messenger RNA, 2516 nt
Organism: Bombyx mandarina (wild silkworm)
Lineage: Eukaryota; Metazoa; Arthropoda; Insecta; Lepidoptera; Bombycidae
Gene: nemy
Product: cytochrome b561 family member no extended memory
Molecular function (GO): oxidoreductase activity
Source: RefSeq, a predicted model, not a curated record
CCGCCGGCCGCGCUCCACACCUGACAAGCGCGCUUCACACGCUCCAAUUCUCAACUGCAUCCCAUCAAUCAACGUUUCGGAGUUAACCGCAACAGUUCCGGUUUCACAUCGCAAUAAGUUUAACAUCUAGUUACUGUCGAGAACUUAAUAAGCGAAGUGCGUGCCAAUACACUCAGCGGAUUAACAUUUGAGUGUUUCAACGGAUUGUGUUUUGUGUGACUUCAAAACAAAUUUAAUAUACCUCCGGUAUACACCGGAGGCGGGAGGAAGUCAUCAAAAUAGCCAAAGUGUCUCCUAUAAAGUUGUCAGCGAUGGACAGCAACUCGGUGUCGCCGAUGCCGGAGCUGGCGCCCAUAGCGGAGUUCGACAAGUCGCCUCCUUCGCCUCCCAACGAGGAGGUGCCCAUGGACGACUUGCCACCCCCACCCGCCACUAUCUCGCAGGCCGAAGGCAAGAAGAUCAAAGUCCAACGCAGUCGGUCCUAUGACUCGGAUGACCACGAGCGAGGUGCCUGCGAGUGGUGCGAGUAUGCCCUCGUGAUCACUCUGGCGACGGUGCUGCUCAUUGGCGUCUCCGCUCUCACCAUCUUCUGGGUGUUCUACUACCGCGGUGGAUAUGCCUGGGCCGACGACACCCCAGACAAGCAGUUCAACUUGCACCCGACUCUGAUGGUGGCCGGUUUCGUUACGUUCUGCGGUUUCUCCGUGCUCUUGUACCGUAUCUGUCGAUGCUUCCGGCGCAUCUAUGUCAAACUGCUGCACGCCAUCUUCCACGCGUUAGCGUUCCCGUGCAUCGUUAUCGGCUUCCUGGCUGUCCUCGACUACCACAACAAGAAGGGCAUCAACAACUUCUAUUCGCUCCACAGCUGGAUUGGCUUCGUCGCCAUGGGACUGUUUGGAUUACAGUACGCAGUCGGCUUCUUCAGCUUCCUCCUACUGUUGAUUUGCAAUAAAGGCACCGCUGGAUUCCGCGCUUCCUUGGUACCGAUCCACGCCGCCUUUGGAAUCCUGACCUUCGUACUCGGUGUCGCUGCAUGUCUUACCGGACUCACUGAAAAGGCAAUCUUUGCCCUCGGUGCGGACCGAUACAGCGGCUUGGUCGACGAGGGAAUAAUAAUAAACGCGAUCGGGGUCUCUAUGGUUGCGAUACUCGGCGUCGUCAUGUACAUCUUGUCGAGGGAAAAGUUCCGACCCGCAGAGGCACGGGAACGACUCACCAGGACCUCUGUGGAUUUGUAGAAUGGACCUAAUAAGUAAUUACGUUAUAUGUAAAAUGCAGAGGAUGUUUAAUAAAAAAAAAAAACUUCAAUGAUUUUGGUUUUGGAUAGAAAAAAAAAACAAAACUAGAUUUGUGUCAAUUUUGGUUGAAAAAACGAAUAGAGUUAAAAUCGUGUAGUUUAGCAUAUACUAUAGUGCUGUAAAAUUUAGUUAUUUUUAACGAAUCUAUAGCUUUAGCUUAUUAUAGCAGGUUAGAGAUUAAUAUAAAAUCUACAUUAUUUUUUAAGUAGUGUUAUUUGAAUAGCAUUUAAGUACGCAUGUCAGAGGCUCACUUUGUUACAUCUUGAGAUUUAGAUGAGGUUAUUAUUAUACCUAAAUAAAGCUAUUUACUAGUUAUAGAUUUAAACUUAACGGAGAAACAAACGUUUUAUGAACUGAACUGAAAGAUAUAACUUUAAUCAGGUAGGUAAAUUUAUUUGCAUCUAAUUUCUAUGGAUUUAAUUUGCGAGGCAUGUUAGAACACUAAGAACCAACGAAACGAGAAUUUGUGCCGUUUUUUUUAUUGUUGUUGUUGAAAUGUUUCGGUCUGUAUCAGACCAAAUAUUUUAAAGUGGCAUUGUGUUUUAUUGCAUCAAAAAUAAAUCGAUGUUUGAUGAUUAGCGCUGUUCAUUAUUUCAAUUUCUGCAUAAUUCGUUAUGUAAUACAUAAGACAUCGCUUGGUUGUAUGUGCUGCUUCUGUUUGUUGCAUUAUCUUUGUACGUCAAGUCCUUUAUUGUGGGUGUUUUCAAUAAAAUGAUUAAUUACAAUUUGGAUGUUAUUGAACAUUCUAAUUGAAAGUCAAAAUAAAACUCUACAACAGAAAAACAGUUAAUUUCGUGUGUCACUCACUUUCGAGUUAUAAAAAAACUUUAAAAAUUAUAAUAAUAAAAAAAGUUUUGAUAUAAUAAUAUUCCGUAUAGAAAUGUAGGUAAUUUUGAUUUAAUUUCUCUUUAACGUAUAUCUAUCUACUCUUAGUAUGCCUAAAUCUAAAAGUAUUAAACUAGAUUAAACUUCACAAGUACUAUACGAUUUUUAAUUAACUAAUUUCGAAAUUUAAAUUCCCUAUUAAUACAUAUAUUAUGAUUAUGCAUUAUUUAAAGGCUUCUUUAACACCUACUAAUUACACCACUAUAUAGCAGUUUCUUGUCGAGAUAUAAAUCAAUCAGUAAAAUAUAUACAAUACUGGUGGUAGGACCUCUUGUGAGUCCGCGCGGGUAGGUACCACCACCCUGCCUAUUUCUGCCGUGAAGCAGUAACGCG